AACUUUUUAUCGAAAUCUCUUCACCUGCUUUGAUUCUUCUUCUAAUGUCCAAUAAUGGAAUCCAUGUCUAAUUCCUUAGUUUCUCAAAAAUCACACCGCAGCUUGGGUUUAAGGAGUCCGAUUUGUCCUACUAACGCGAUUCCUGACAGGAAACUUAGGCUUCGACGUGGUAGGGCGAUGGCCCCGGAGUUUGGGAAUAUGCGGAAGCUUGUCCAUGGAGAAUCUGGUUAUGUGCUGGAGGAUGUGCCGCACCUUUCGGAUUACGUUUCUGGCUUGCCUACAUAUCCGAAUCCUCUCCAGGAUAAUCCAGCAUAUUCAGUUGUGAAGCAGUAUUUUGUCAACGUCGAUGAUACAGUUGCACAGCAGAUUGUGGUUCACAAGAGCAGCCCUAGAGGGACCCAUUUUCGACGUGCUGGGCCUCGCCAAAGGGUUUAUUUUGAGUCAGAUGAGGUACAUGCUUGCAUUGUAACCUGUGGUGGCCUCUGCCCCGGCCUUAAUACUGUUAUUAGGGAGAUAGUUUGUGGCUUGGCAUAUAUGUAUGGUGUUUCCAAGAUCCUUGGAAUAGAGGGUGGGUACAAAGGUUUUUAUGCUCGCAAUACUCUUCCUUUGACUCCUAAAAGUGUCAAUGAUAUUCAUAAAAGGGGAGGCACUAUACUGGGAACAUCACGAGGGGGCCAUGCCACUUCAAAGAUAGUUGAUAGUAUUGAAGAUCGUGGUAUCAAUCAGGUCUAUAUUAUAGGAGGGGAUGGAACUCAGAAGGGUGCCUCCGUUAUUUUUGAGGAAAUUAAAAGGCGUGGCCUCAAAGUUUCUGUUGUUGGCAUCCCCAAGACGAUUGAUAAUGACAUAGCGGUAAUUGACAAAUCAUUUGGUUUCGAUACUGCUGUUGAAGAAGCACAACGGGCUAUUAAUGCUGCGCAUGUUGAAGCUGAGAGUAUUGAACACGGAAUCGGUGUUGUCAAGCUGAUGGGUCGCUACAGUGGGUUCAUUGCAAUGUAUGCAACUCUCGCAAGCAGAGAUGUGGACUGUUGCCUGAUUCCUGAGUCACCCUUUUAUCUGGAAGGAAAUGGUGGCCUUUUUGAAUUUAUAGAGAAGAGACUCAAAGAGAAUGGCCACAUGGUUAUUGUUGUUGCUGAAGGAGCGGGACAAGAGCUUAUUGCUGAAAGCAUGCGCUCGAUGGAUCAUGAAGAUGCUUCUGGAAAUAAGCUGCUUCAAGAUAUCGGCCUAUGGUUAUCUCAGAAGAUCAAGCACUACUUCUCGAGCAAGAAGAAGAUGAUCAUAAAUCUCAAGUAUAUUGAUCCAACAUACAUGAUCCGUGCAGUUCCCAGCAAUGCUUCUGAUAACGUGUACUGCACUUUGUUGGCUCAGAGUGCUGUACACGGUGCAAUGGCAGGUUAUACUGGUUUUACAGUGGCGCCUGUUAAUGGCAGACAUGCUUAUAUUCCAUUUUACAGGAUCACUGAAACGCAAAACAAGGUUGUAAUUACAGACAGAAUGUGGGCAAGGCUGCUCUCUUCAACGAACCAACCAAGCUUUCUGAGUCAAAACGCCAUUGAAGAUGCAAAGAAGGAAGAUGUGCCACCAACUCAGUUGUUGGAUGGGGAAAAUGGUUUUAAGAAAUCCAACCAUGAGCUUUCUUUUUCGCCCAACCUACCGAACUUUCUGAGUCAUAAUGGCACCGAUGAUGCGGAGAAAGAAAAUGAGCCUCCAACUCUGCUUCCUGAAGCACACAUUUAUUGCAAAGCACAACUCUGUGAUAAUGGCGUAGCAAACAAAACUUCCGGCAGGUGCUGCUGUCAGUAACUUGAGAUGGUGCUUAUUUAUCUUCUAUGUAAUGCUUCUCUGUGCAUAUAUAAUGGUUUCGAUUCCAAACUUUAAACUGUCUGCGAGAGUCUGGAGCAUGCUGGCAUUCUUGAAGGGGCGUUAACUGUGCGUGUGAAGCUUCUGGCCAAUUGGUCCCAUUUCGUUUAUUUAUUUAUUUUUUUUUUUUAUUUUCGUUUAUCCUGAGUUAGAGGUGGAGAAAUUAUUUUCAUUUGAUCAAGUUUAGUUCACGACUUGAGGAUUUU
Molecule: messenger RNA, 2063 nt
Organism: Phalaenopsis equestris
Lineage: Eukaryota; Viridiplantae; Streptophyta; Magnoliopsida; Asparagales; Orchidaceae
Product: ATP-dependent 6-phosphofructokinase 3-like
Exons: 15
Coding region: 55-1800 (581 amino acids)
Biological process (GO): fructose 6-phosphate metabolic process; glycolytic process
Cellular component (GO): cytoplasm
Molecular function (GO): ATP binding; 6-phosphofructokinase activity
Source: RefSeq, a predicted model, not a curated record